Menidia menidia (Atlantic silverside) is the source of this 5808-nucleotide messenger RNA. The record is from the annotation of a GenBank genome assembly. NCBI's taxonomy places the organism in Eukaryota, Metazoa, Chordata, Actinopteri, Atheriniformes, Atherinopsidae.
UUUUUUUUUUUUUUUUUUUCAUGCAUCAGACUGAGCGGGGCGGGAGACAGGGAGGAGAGUACAGUGGGUGAGGAUGCGGGAGACGCAGUGAGCGCGGAGGAGGAGGAAGAGGGAAACCGGAGGAUUGACGGCUCUGCUAUCGCAGCUGGUGGUGUGACGUCCAAACUCUUCCUGCCCAGCAUGGCUGUGUCACUGUGGUUCGUGAGAGCGUGCGUGCUCGCUCUGGCUUGUGUGGCCCCCUCCAGCCAAGCUAUGUCCCGGGCUGCCAUGCCGUUCGGCCUGCUGCGCCGGGAGCUGGCCUGUGAGGGUUACCCCAUAGAGCUGCGCUGCCCGGGGAGUGACGUGGUGAUGGUGGAGACCGCCAAUUACGGACGCACCGACGACAAAAUCUGCGACGCGGACCCCUUCCAGAUGGAAAACACGCAGUGUUACCUCCCUGACGCCCUGAAGAUUAUGUCCCAGAGAUGUAACAACAGGACUCAAUGUGUGGUGGUUGCCGGGGUGGACGUCUUCCCAGAUCCAUGCCCAGGAACGUACAAGUACUUGGAGAUCCAAUAUGAAUGUGUCCCUUACAUCUUCGUGUGUCCUGGCUCACUGCUCAGCAUCCAGCCAGCCUCCUCGUACCUGGAGACAGAUCAUCAGUCGGGGGCCUGGUGUAAGGACCCCCUACAAGCUGGUGACAGGCUGUACGUCAUGCCGUGGACACCUUAUAGAACAGAAGCGCUGAUUGAGUACGCCUCUUGGGAUGACUUCCGUCAAGCUCACCCUACCACUUCCUAUAAGUUACCUAGCCGUGUGGAUGGCACGGGCUUCGUGGUGUACGAUGGUGCUGUUUUUUACAAUAAGGAGCGAACACGCAACCUGGUCAAGUUCGACCUGCGCACACGCAUCAAGAGCGGCGAGGCGGUGGUGGUCAACGCCAACUACCAUGACACCUCACCUUACCGCUGGGGAGGGAAGUCGGACAUUGAUCUGGCAGUGGACGAGAAUGGCCUCUGGGUUAUUUAUUCUACCGAAGCCAAUAAUGGACGCAUCGUGGUCAGCCAGGUGAACCCGUACACCCUGCGCUUUGAGGGCACGUGGGCCACGGGAUUUGACAAACGCGGGGCCAGCAAUGCCUUCAUGGCCUGCGGCGUGCUGUACGCCGUGCGCUCGGUUUUCCAGGACGACGAGGGGCAGGCAGAUAGCCGGGCCAGCAGCAACAUGGUGGUUUACGCCUACGACACCAGCCGCGGGCAGGAGCUGCCCAUCCAGAUACCGUUCCCCAACCCGUACCAGUAUAUAUCCUCGAUAGACUACAACCCCAGAGACAACCAGCUAUACGUGUGGAACAACCACUACGUCCUUAGAUACCCUCUGCAGUUCACACCCCCGCCGCCCACUAAAGGGCCCCUCUCAUCACUGAUGACAACAGUCCGGUCCUACACGGCGACGGUUGCUUUGACCCCGGUGCAACCGUCGGCCUCACACCCAAUCGGCGUCAUCAACAGGGGCCCCUUUGACAAGGGGCCAAUCACAGCUAUGGUCCCACUGACCCCACGCCCCCCUCUGCGUGUCCCGAUAGCCCCUGGAGGGCCCGGUCAGGUGGGCGGAUGCGAGGCCCGGGUGUCACGAGGCGUCCAGUGGCCCCCAACCUUGAAGGGAGAAACGGUGGAGAGGCCCUGUCCGAAAGGAUCUCUGGGUAUCGCCUCCUAUCAAUGCAUGUCGUCUCCAGUUGGCUGGAACUCCAGAGGACCUGACCUUUCCAACUGCACCUCUCCCUGGGUCAGCCAAAUCGCACAGAAGAUUAAGAGUGGAGAGAACGCGGCCAACAUCGCCGGGGAGCUGGUCAACCUGACUCGGGGGCGGAUCUAUGCCGGUGACGUCAGCAUGUCCGUCAAGCUCAUUGAGCAGCUGCUGGACAUACUGGACUCCCAGCUGCAGGCCUUGAGACCAGCUAACAAAGAAUCGGCGGCACGUAAUUACAACAAGUUACAAAAGAGAGAGAAGACGUGUAAAGCUUAUGUUCAGGCGGUUGUCCAGACGGUUGAUAACCUGCUGGGUCCUGAAGCUUUGGUGUCCUGGGCUGAUAUGAGCGGUGUUGACCAGUCACGCUCUGCAUCGCUGCUUCUGGACGCGGUGGAGAAAGGAGCAUUUCUGUUAGCUAACAAUCUCUACGAGGGCCGAUUCAGCGACAGGGCACCCAACAUUGAUCUGGAGGUGUAUGUACUCAAUACAGAAGCGGACAUCCAGGACUUGACCUUUCCUCAUUCCUACGACAGCGACAGCAUCCUGCAGAUAUCAGCACUGGCUCUGCAACAGUAUAGCAACAACGGCCAGGUGAAGUUGGUUCUUACCCUCUAUAAAAACUUGGGCUCCUUCCUGACCACCCAAAACUCGACCCUCCGCCUGGGUCUUGGGUUAAGCCAGGGUUCAGAGGCCAGACGCAAGAGCCUCGUGGUCAACUCUCACGUCAUCUCCGCCUCUGUGCACAGAGGAUCCAACAGAGUGUACCUGACCGAACCAGUGAUUUUCACUCUCAGACACCUUCAGCUGGAGAAUCACUUUGGUCCUAACUGCUCUUUCUGGAACGCAUCAGGAGUUUCUGGGAGUGGCAGGUGGUCCACACAGGGCUGCCGUCUGUUACACACCAACAACACGCACACCACUUGCGCCUGCAACCAUCUGUCCAGUUAUGCUGUCCUCAUGACGUACCAGCAGCCCUCCUUCGGGGCUGGUGUGGAGGAGUUCUUGGUCUAUGUAGUUUCCUGGGUUGGUAUAUCGGUUGCACUGGUGUGUCUGGCCACCUGCCUUAUCACACUCUGCUGCCAGGGGGCGCCUUGGCACACAGACCACAGCACCAUCCACUGCAACCUGUGGGCCAAUCUGCUCAUCACAGAACUUCUCUUCCUUAUCGGCGCCAACAAGACUAAGUACACUGUCGUGUGCUCCAUCACUGCUGGCCUGCUGCACUUCUCGCUGCUGGCAGUGUUUUGCUGGCUGUGUCUGGAGGGGGUGGAGCUGUACCUCCUGCAGCGGGAGGUGUUCGAGGGACGCAACUCAAGGAGGAAGUACUUUUACCUCAUUGGCUACUCCGUUCCUGGGCUGGUGGUGGCUGUGUCUGCAGCUAUUGACUUCCGAGGUUAUGGCUCCAUAACUGCAUGUUGGUUGCGGACUGACAAUUACUUCAUCUGGAGUUUCCUCGGACCUGUGGCCGUCAUUAUUACGUUAAAUCUGGUCGUUUUGGUGAUGACCCUGCAUAAGAUGCACAGCACGGCCGCACUGAAACCGGACUCCAAUCGCCAUGACAACCUGAGGGCCUGGGCAGUGGGCUCCUUGACGCUUCUAUUCUUGCUGAGCGUCACCUGGUCGUCCGGCCUCAUGUUCCUGUCCGGUCCGUCCCUCCUCCUGGCUUACCUCUUCUCCUCCCUCAACACUGCCCAGGCCCUCCUCAUCACUAUCCUGCACUGCACUCUCGCCAGGAAGGGUCAGAAGGAUUACGGCCGUUGCAUGCGUCUCUCUCAGUGUUGCGCGACUUCCUCGACCAGCUCUCCGGACUCAGUGAAAGGCGCUGCCCUUCGCUCCAACAGCCGCUACACCAGCAGCCAGGGUCGCAGAGCCACCGCCAACAGACAGAGCCGCAUUCGGAGGAUGUGGAACGACACCGUUAGGAGGCAGACCGAAUCCUCUUUCAUUGCUGCAGACAACAAUACUCCCACUCUGAACCGAGCUGCUUUGGGGAACCAUUUCCUUACAAAUCAGGUGCUGCAGACUCACGCUGGAGCUUCUCCUUAUGACACAAUGCUGGCCCAGGGAUACAACCAACCAUUUACAUCCACUGAGGGCAGUGUGUCUCAGAGCCAAGAAUCGUGUGGGUUGGACAGCGUGUGUCUCAAUGGAGGCUACACCCCCAACACCUUCACCCUGCAUGGUCUGGGGACAACGCCUGGCUCUCGCGCCGGAGUGGUGGGCAGCACUGACCUUCUGAGAGAGGGAGGAGUUGGGAUCGGAGGGGAGGACAUCUCCCCGGGCCUCCUCACGCCGCACGGGGCCUCGGAUCUGGGCGGCGGGGCCGGCAUGCGCCGCAAUCUGUCCGACGCGGCGGCGCUGGAGAAGAUGAUCAUCUCCGAGCUGGUGCAGAGCAACCUGAGGCCCUCCGUUCCCAUGCCGGUUCCCCCCGAGCGCUACGGGAGCCUGGCGAGGCCGCACCACCACGACAGGGCCGCCGCCCUCACGCACGCCGCCACCCUGACCCGCCACGCGCCGCCGCCCCAGGAGGGCUGGGCCAACAACACGCAGCCCGCCACGCGCCACAACGCGCAGGAAGGGUGGGCGCACGCCAGGCCGCACACGCAGGACGCCGAGAUGCACUCCGCCGCGCGCGGGCAGGACGCCGCCACCGCGCCGCGCUCGCAAGACGGCUGGUCGCACGCCGGCCGCGUUUCCGGGGACCCCGAGCUCCUGAAAGACGGCGACCGGUCGCAGAUGCAAGGUACGCUCGGCCGCCGGGGGCUUCAGGACAGGCAGCAGGCGCGUCCACCCGACGUCCAGGCUCGGCCCUACUCCACCCUCAGCCGCACCCCGGGAACUCUGUCCCGCCACCGCAGCACGCUGGAGUCGAGCGGAGGGGCGGACAGGGAUAGAGAGAGGGAAAGGGAGAGGGAUAGGGAUCGCUACCGGGACAGGCCGCUCCCGCCCCCUCCACCGCCCCCCCCACAGGAGUCGGAGCCCCUUUACAAGGCCCUCGAAGAGCCGCUGCUGAUUAAACAGAGAGACGCCAGCAUAGACGCAUGGAGAGGUGGCCAGGAGAGAGAAAAGGAUGAGACAUUUCUGCUGAAAAGAGACACGAUGAGUGAUGAAUGGAGGGGAGGAGCCGAGAGGGACAGAGAAAAAUCCUUUGCCUCUCAGAAGCAAGACAAGGAGAUGGAUGAAUGGAGAGCCGGCAUUGAGAGAGGGAGAGAGGAAUCUCAGAUGCUGGAGAAGAGAGACGGAAGGAUAGAGGUCUGGCGAGGAGAGACGGAGCAGGAAGAGACUUUUAUAACUCAGAAAAAAGAUUUCGGGAUGGACAGAUGGCGAAGCGGAAUAGAGAGAGAGAACGACGAAUCCAUAUUUCUGAAGGACAGAGAAGGUUGGAGGGCAGGGAUUGAAAGAGAGAACGAGAAACAAAAGGAUAGAGCUCUGGAUGUGUGGAGAGGAGGAAUGGAUUUAGACAGGGACGAGUCUUUCCUGUUCGAUGGCAAAGAUGGAGGCCUGGAUGGAAAGAAGAGAGGGAUAGAUAGAGGUUCUCUUCGGUACCAUGGCGAUCGACAGGAUUCUGACAGCUUCACUCUGCCUUUGACUCCCGAUCUUGACCUGGAUCCCGACUCCUCGCCUAUCUACGCCCGAGAUUCAAACCCUUCCCCAUUGUACCCCGGAGACCGCCACUCACCUCCAAUCAGCAUUUUCCCCCGAAGUUCCCCGCCGACAAAUAUCUUCGCUCCGCGGGAAACUAACUCGCCCCCCAACAACCUCUACUCCCGCCACUCCCCGCAGGUGUACAGCCGCAGCAGCUCCCCGCCUCGGUUCUACACCCGCACCUCCCCCCCGACCCUGUCCUACCCGGACAGCAGCCCCGAAGGGCCCGAAGAGAUCAGUCCCACCGGCGGUCAGCCUCAGCGGCCAGCUCUGGAGCUGCCCUACGGCCUGGGGCGACCCCCGCUGGGCCCGCGGCCCAAUCACCUGCAGACCUUCUACCAGCCGCCGCCGUUGGCUUCCAACGGAGAGACAGGGUACUCACCGGAGCCCACCUCGGAAGGAGAGGACGGACAGAUGCAGCGGGUGACCAGUCUG